Colletotrichum truncatum is the source of this 1386-nucleotide messenger RNA. Its product is annotated as major facilitator superfamily transporter. The record is from RefSeq and is a predicted model, not a curated record. Gene Ontology annotation, biological process: transmembrane transport. Gene Ontology annotation, cellular component: membrane. Gene Ontology annotation, molecular function: transmembrane transporter activity. Lineage: Eukaryota; Fungi; Ascomycota; Sordariomycetes; Glomerellales; Glomerellaceae.
AUGUCGCAGACCAUUACCGAGACGCACCAUACGCCGUUUGGUGUGGAGGCGUACAAUCUCAGUCGCUUGAGCUCCAGCCAUGGCCGCCCCCUUGGUGACGAGUCAGCUAAAAAGGACGGCCAGGAGGAGCAUCAGAGCAUCGACUCCAGAGGCGGCGACAUCACCCCACCCGCAGAUGCCCACAGCGAGCUCGAGAGAUGGAACUCGCCCAAGGCCAAUAUGGGCAGACUUGGUUUCGCCUUUGUGUCUUUUAUCAUCGCUGGCAUGAACGAUGCAGCAGUUGGUGCUUUGAUUCCAUACCUUGAAAAAUACUACGACCUCAGCUACACCGUCGUCUCCCUCAUCUUCUUGACCCCAUUUGCCGGCUACUCUGUCGCUGCCUUCACCAAUGCCCGUAUCCACCAGAAGUUCGGCCAACGUGGCGUCGCCAUCAUGGCACCGUUAUGCCACAUCAUUACCUACGUCGUCCUGGCCAUUCAUCCACCUUACCCAGCACUUGUGGUGGUCAACAUCAUCAGUGGAUUUGGUAAUGGAUUGACUGACGCGUGCUUUUGUGCCUGGAUCGGCGGCAUGGACAAAGCCAACACAAUCCAGGGUUUCCUGCAUUCGUUUUACUCUGUCGGCGCUCUCAUCGCGCCUCUGAUUGCCACGUCCAUGGUUGUCACCGCUAAUUUGCCUUGGUACAACUACUACUAUUUCAUGGUCGGCAUGUCUGUCUUAGAACUGGUUGGCCUCACUGUCUUCUUCUGGCAGAAGACAGGCGCCGUUUACCGGGCCGAGCACGCACAUGAAGAUCAAGAAGGUGGUGCAGGCACCAGGGUUGCUCUUAAAUCAAAGGUGACAUGGCUGUGCUCACUCUUUUUCUUCGCCUACAUGGGUGUUGAAGUUGGUCUCGGUGGCUGGAUCGUCACCUUCAUGCUACGCGUCCGCAAUGCAUCAGCCUAUGCCUCCGGUAUCUCUGCCACUGGAUUCUGGGCGGGUCAAGCUCUCGGUCGAGCGGGUUUGGGCUUCAUAACCGAACGCUUCGGCGAGAGACUGUGCAUCACCGUCUAUUUGGGUCUUUGCGUCGGACUACAGCUGUUGUUUUGGCUGGUCCCGCAGUUUAUCGUUUCUGCUGUCGCUGUUGCUUUCUUGGGUGUCUUCCUGGGGCCACUGUUCCCUGGUGCUGUGAUGCUCACGGCCAAGCUUCUCCCCAAGCAUAUCCACGUGAGUGCUAUUGGGUUCGCCAUGGCCAUCGGUGGCACUGGUGGAACGGUUUUCCCCUUUAUUAUUGGUGCCAUCGCAACUAGCAAGGGUGUUGGCGUCCUGCAACCCAUCAUCCUGGCACUUAUUGUUGUCGUCGCCCUUGUAUGGCUUUCCUUCCCGCGCAUACAGAAGAAGGACUGA